GAGUCACACCUGGUUCCAGUUUUGUGAUUGCUGCAGAGCUCAGACUGCAUCUGCCUGAGAUCAUUAAACUGAGUGUCUCUGGUGCAAACAAAGGAUGCUCCAGUAGAUAAACAGAUCCAUCACUGCACUUUGGUCAGACUUUCAAAAAAAGGAGUCUUGUUGGCAGACUUGCGUAAGACAACAUUUCCAGACUGAAGCGUUAUGGCUCAAUUUGACUGCACAGAUGAAAACAGUUGGAGCAGCGGCAUACUCAACACUCUAAAGUCCUACGUUGGAGAUCCAGUGAGUAAUUUGAUAUCACAGAUACGAAACAUGGAGACAAAGGAGCAGCUUUCCUUAGGGUUUUCUCCUCCAGAAACUGACAGUGCACAGGACACUGGAGACCCAGAGGAGAGCAGUGACUUCCUCCUGAACCAGCUUGAGGAGUGCAGUCCACCCACAGACAUAUCUUCAGCUCUCAGGUCCGUGGCUUUAAUGCGAACAUUGGAUUUAAAAAACGUACGCUGUGCACAUGUGCCUGAGUUGUUCUCAGUGCCUCUAGAUGAGGUGGACAGUCCAACUUUGUCUCCAGAGGAGGAUCAGGAUGGAAGUACAGAAGGGGCCGCAGAUCCAGCUGAGGAGGAAAUGAGCAUAACAUUCCAGUCAAAGUACAUUAAUUUUUUCCCACUGUAUCAGGACUACUGUCUGCAGGAGGUGAAAGACAAUCUGCACAGGCUGAGCAAGAGUUAUGUGUCUGAGCUGAUAGCACCUCAGUAUCUGCAGGGUCUGCAGUCCCGUCUUGUCGCUCAGUGCAGCGAUGUGCCUGCUCCCCUUAAGUUAAAGCCUCCUAAAGCAACUGAAUCCUCAUCUCCACCUCAGCCUGUCAAGGUGACUCCGUGUACCCUUUGGCAAGAUCUAGAGGAAGUGAAGGCGUCCGGCCUGCUCAGCAGCCUGACCAACAGGGAGAUUCGCCUUCAGGAGUCAACGUUUGAGUUGAUCGGCUCUGAAGCGUCUUACCUAAGGAGCCUCGGAGUUGCUGUCAAUCAUUUCUGUGCAUCCAAGGCACUGAGGAAGACCCUGAAUCAAAUGGAGCAUCACAUUUUGUUUUCCAACAUUCGUCGCGUGAUGGCAGCCAGUGAAAAGUUUCUGAUGGAUCUGGAAACUCGACUGGGAGAGAGUGUGUUGAUAUCUGAGGUUGGAGACAUCGUGCUGAAACACUGCCCAGAGUUUCGCAGCCUCUAUGUGCCAUAUGUGACUAACAUGAUGUACCAAGAGACUCUUGUCAACCAGCUGUUGCAGCAGAACAGAGACUUCCUGUAUUCAAUCAAGAAGCUUGAGAGUGACCCAGUGUGUCAAAGACGGAGCCUCAAGUCGUUCCUUGUCCUCCCCUUUCAGAGGAUUACACGUAUUAAACUCCUCCUAGAGAGCAUCCUGAAGCUGACUGAUCCAGGCUCCGACUCCAUUUCAAAUCUCAAAAAAGCAAUAGAAGCCAUUCAUGAGAUCGUGGCCGAGUGUGACAACGGGGUCCAAAAAAUGAAACAAAUUGAGGAGCUGGUCUGUCUGGAAAUGCUGCUGCAUUUUGGCAAAGUUAAGUCAGUCCCUCUGGUUGUAAGCGGGCGGUUUCUGGUGCACCAGGGUCCCAUGAGACAGCUGACUGUGGAGGCAGGUCACAACUCGAGAGUGUCAUACACCAGCGUCUACCUCCACCUCUUCAAUGACCUUUUGAUCAUCUCCACGAAAAAGGACCGGAGGUUCACAGUUCUGGAUCAUGCUGACUUCCCCACACAUGUGCAUGUUCAGAAUCUGAAGACUGAGGUCCUGGGUCUACCCCCAGAUUCCUUCCUGUUGCACAUCUCUCAAAGUCAAACCGGACAGCCCACCGCCAUGAUACUUGCUGCACGCACAAGGUCAGAUAAAGAGGCGUGGAUGGAGGCGCUGUCUUCUAAAAAGUGAUGGAAACAUGAUUCUGCAAUUUUGAUUUUAUUAUCAAAUUUAGGUUGUUUUACUUGCACAUUACCAAUGUAUACAUUUUGAAAAU
This is a messenger RNA of Epinephelus fuscoguttatus (brown-marbled grouper), 2017 nucleotides long. RefSeq names its product rho guanine nucleotide exchange factor 19. Gene Ontology annotation, cellular component: nucleus; cytoplasm. Bases 202 to 1932 code for a protein of 576 amino acids. The transcript has 12 exons. The record is from RefSeq and is a predicted model, not a curated record. Gene Ontology annotation, molecular function: guanyl-nucleotide exchange factor activity. Gene Ontology annotation, biological process: activation of GTPase activity. NCBI's taxonomy places the organism in Eukaryota, Metazoa, Chordata, Actinopteri, Perciformes, Serranidae.